This is a messenger RNA of Fibroporia radiculosa, 447 nucleotides long. RefSeq lists its product as uncharacterized. Gene Ontology annotation, cellular component: endoplasmic reticulum. Gene Ontology annotation, biological process: sphingoid catabolic process. The record is from RefSeq and is a predicted model, not a curated record. The transcript is spliced from 3 exons. NCBI's taxonomy places the organism in Eukaryota, Fungi, Basidiomycota, Agaricomycetes, Polyporales, Fibroporiaceae. Bases 1 to 447 code for a protein of 148 amino acids.
AUGCCCCUCCCUGAGGCCUUCCCCGCAAUCCAUACUGUCCUCAAUCAGUACCUGGUAUUCGACUUCAAUUGGCCUGCCAUUCAUGCCCUAGUCUCCGUCCUCUACUACUUCGCCUUGGAGCCAACUGCGGCCAUGCUGUAUGUUCCGCAGUUUUCUCUGUCUCUUCUUUCUGCUACUGCUUUUGCCUACGCGGUCCCCGGCGCCAUCAAGUACGCUGCCAUCAUGCACGUCUGUAGCUGGAUUGCCCAGUUCAUCGGGCACUAUGGCCCAGAAGGUCGCUCGCCAGCCCUUCUUGACAACCUCCUUGGCGCGGUCGUCUUGGCCCCCUUCUUUGUUCACUUGGAGAUAUUAUUCGCGCUGGGCUAUAAGCCUCAGUUGCACAAGGAGCUCAAGAAUAGCAUUGGGGUAGAGAUCCUCAAGAUCCAGCGCGCAAAGAAAGCAGCCUAG